Molecule: messenger RNA, 4758 nt
Organism: Heterostelium album PN500
Lineage: Eukaryota; Evosea; Eumycetozoa; Acytosteliales; Acytosteliaceae
Gene: ifkC
Product: putative protein serine/threonine kinase
Exons: 2
Coding region: 1-4758 (1585 amino acids)
Biological process (GO): regulation of translational initiation by eIF2 alpha phosphorylation; DNA damage checkpoint signaling
Cellular component (GO): cytosol
Molecular function (GO): eukaryotic translation initiation factor 2alpha kinase activity; ATP binding; protein binding
Source: RefSeq, a predicted model, not a curated record
AUGCCUCAACACAAUAAGAAUACGACGACACAGACGUCGUUGUCGUCGUUGGUUGGAGGUCAACAACAACAACAACAACAGCAUCCACACGAUAAAUCACAACCUAUUCAAAUAAAACAAGGUCAACAACCAAAUAAGAGCAGUCAACAAUCGUUGUAUGUCAACGGUAAUUCAUUUUCAACGUUGGCCAACGUUGAUUCCGAUGACGACGAUCUAAUCAACAUGAGCAGUAGCAUCAAUAAUAACAACACGAAAAAGAAUGCAGCAUCAAGAAAAGCAGAGAAGAAGAAACAAAAAAAGAAAGAAAAGGAAGCACUCGUCAAGCAUCUGUCGGAGGAACAACAGAUGGAGGUCGAUGCACUCGCUGCCAUCUUCCAAGACGACUUUCUCUCGCUGCCAGCACCAUCAUUCUCGAACGAAACCUUCCGAUUCCAAAUCAUAGUACGUCCAUUCUUUGGUGACCUCGACGAAUCAACUCAAAACGAAUGUCACGUCGUCGUUUCGCUCACCUUUGGAUUCACAAGCUUAUAUCCAACAACACCUCCACACAUUCAAGUGAAUGUAGUAAAAGGUUUGCCUAAUAAAAAUGCAGAGGAAUUAGAAGAGUUAAUGAAUGAAGAAGCAAAUACAAAGUUGAACAAUCAGAUGAUCUUUGAUUUGUGUGGAUUCGCCAGGGAGUAUCUGGCGCAGCACAAUGAGAAACCAUCGGGAAAAUCUUUCCACGACCAGAUGGUUGAACAACAGCGUGAACAAGAGCGAAUCAAGAAGGCAGCGGCGGCAGCCAAUACACAGAGUAAGUUGGCAACCAGCUUUGAAGAGUCGGACAAGAAGAAUAGGGAGUGGCAAUCGACACUCGAGGACAACGCACUGCAAGAGGAGCGUAAGAACUUCCGUCUGCAAAAGUCAAUCGAACGUGCACAACUCGAGAAGGAGAAGAAGCGUGACAUUGUCAGUCAGUACACCAACAGCAAAGACAGCGACAAGUUCAUCGAUAAGCAACAGACGUUCAUACUCUACCUGUUGCGUAUACUCUGCCAAAACGAUCAGUCUGCAUCGAUCGAUCAGAUCCGCACACUCGGUACACAACUCGUACAACUCGGCGUCAUCCAACCGAACCAUUUACCACUGCUGAACAUGAGCAACACCAACUCGAAUCAAAUCUACCAACAGAUAUUCACAGAGUAUUUCUCAAAGGUGGUUAAUUCCUCUGUUGACAAACAAGAGAAACAACAACAGCAACAAUUGCAGCAACAGCAACAUGACAACUCGACUUCUUCUUACUCGUCAGUUGCUUCUACGAAUUUUGUGGAUAGAUUCUGGGUUGGUGAUGUCGGUGGUGGAAAAGUACGCGAACCUUCCACACCCAAUACCAAGUUUGAUGCGACCAACACCCAUGGUAAUGGCAUGAUUCCAACUAGUUACAAUCCAAAUGUUCAAACUUCGAGAUAUCAUGGUGAUUUCGAGGAGCUGCAGCUACUUGGACAGGGUGGAUUCGGUCAGGUCGUUAAAGUAAAGAAUCGUCUGGACGGUCGUUACUAUGCGAUCAAGAAGAUCAAGUUGGAUAGCGAUCAGAAUUUAAACAAGAGAAUAUUGCGUGAGGUAAUUACACUCUCGCAGUUGCAUCAUCAACAUGUAGUUCGUUAUUAUCAAGCAUGGAUCGAAGGUGCCGAAGGUCUCUAUUACUCAAAGCAGACCGCUGCUGCUACUGCUGCUGCCAACCAUAAUCACGACAGUGGUGAUCAUCUCUCUGAUUUCGAGAGUGAUGACGACGAUGACAAUUCAGACUCUGGUGACUCUGACUCCAACUCGGAUUCCGACGACUCUGACUCUAGUAGUGACGAUGGUGAUUUUGACCAAGACGACGAUGACUUCUCAGAGAAUAUCCUAUUCCCCAAGCAAUCACUCGAUUGCUUUGAUCUCACCGAUGAGAGUUACAGUUUUCUUCAUUCCGACUCUGGAUUCUUGGUGGAGAUGUUUGAUUUGAACAAGGGUGGAGCCACAAGUUUCACAACAAGCAGUUCCAAUCGUCGUGGUGGUCGAUCCAGUAGUUCCACUUCUAGCGGAUCCAGAAGCGAUCCACACCUCGGACGUGGUAAACUCAAUAAGAAUAAGAAUAAGAACAAGAAUAAGGGUAGUGCAAAUGGCAAGCGAAAUGUUACUGAACGAAGAACUAAAAAAUCAGCAUAUCUCUACAUUCAGAUGGAGUAUUGUCAAAAGAUUCUUCGUAAUCUGACAGAGAGUGGAAUCAGCACUGACGAUGACAUCUGGAAGCUGUUCCGUCAGAUCGUGGAGGGUAUUGCCUAUGUACACUCCCAAGGUAUCAUACAUCGUGAUCUCAAACCCAGUAAUAUUUUCUUUGACAGUUGUGGUGAUAUCAAGAUUGGUGAUUUCGGAUUGGCCAUUAGCAGCACCUCAAAGUCUGCGUCCACCACCAACGGCAACAGUGGUAGUAGCGACAACGUCAAUAUCAAUGUAAGCAACAGCAGUACCAGUUCAACUAAUUCCGUUGUCAACAAUAGUGCUGUAAACAACAAUGCCAGCACCAAACAACAGAAUUGGGAUGACCUCAAUCAAGAGAGUGAAUUCUCUUAUGACGCAGUCGACCAACACACAGCGCGUGUCGGUACACUGUUCUACUCGAGUCCCGAGCAGGAAUUUGGAACUAGUGAAGGUGACGGUGGAUACAACGACAAAGUCGACAUGUACAGUCUGGGAAUCGUUUUCUUUGAGAUGUGGUAUGUCUUUUCCACUGGACACGAGCGUGUUGCAGUGCUGAAAGAUCUACGAGAACGUGGCAUUUUCCCACCAGAUUUCGAGCGGAACCAUUCACGACAAGCAAAAAUCAUCCGUUGGUUGACUGAGCGCGAUCCAGUCAAGCGUCCAACCGCGCAGGAACUUUUGCAAUCCGAGUUGAUGCCACCCAAGAUGGAGGACGAGUACAUGAAGAAUGCGAUUCGUGUCAUUACCAACCCUACUACACAGUUCUAUCAACACUGUCUGAAAUCACUGUUCUCACCAUCGCACCAGCAUCUCCACUCACACAUCUAUCACCAACAACACAGUUCUGUUAGUUCAAGCAGUGUCAACCGAUUCACAACUCUCAGCAUUCUCGAUGAGCAGAGCAUCAGAGAGUCAGUCAACGACUUGGUCAUAUCGAUCUUCCGUAAGCACAAUUCCAACGUACUUCCUACACCUGUUAUGAGUAUCGUUAAGAAUUGGGAGAAUGAUGAAACACCACAAACAACAACAACAGCAAUAGGAUCAACUAAACAACCAAUUUCUACAGCCACUCAGAAAUCAUCUACAACCGCAGCUGCUACCGCUACAACAACAUCAAAAGUCAAUCAAAACAAAACUAGAUCGAGAUCGAUUGUUAUGGAUGAUAGUGGACAACUUUUUGAGAUGCGAUACGACUUAAGAAAUUCAUUUGCCGACUAUCUUGCACAACAGUUUGCAACCACCUACAAUCCAUAUGGCAAUAACAACUACAAUGCCAGCAACAUCACCGAUGAAGACGACGCCGAAUUACCAUCGUCCAGCAACAAAGAGUUACGAACUUUCGAUGACUUGAUGGAUUUCUUUUCAAAUUCCCCACUGAAGCGAUAUGAACUCGAUACAGUCUAUCGUCGUCCACACCUCGUUGGAAAGUCACCAAAGGAACUGUCCCAAUGUUGUUUCGAUAUUGUUGGAGCAUCAUCAUUGUUUGCUGAUGCCGAGGUCAUUAAAGUUGCGUGUGAGAUAUUCGAUUCACUGCCUUCACAGACCAACUAUAUGGUACGUCUCAAUCACACUGGUAUCGUUGAGCACAUGUGGCGUUACGUUGGUAUCACCGACCAGAAACUUCGCGAUGAAAUUGGAAUCAUUUUAUCACAGCUACUUCGCAACCCAUGGACAACCGUCAAGAAAGUGUUGUUGGAGCGACUCCAACUCACAGCCAAACAGGUGGAACGAUUGGCCAAUUGGAUUCUGGUGAAAGGAUCGCUACUGGAUGUAACGAAAAAGAUUGCCAACACAGCAUCGACUUCGAACAACGAUCAAUGUACACAACUCAAUGUCUAUCUCGAGGAGAUGCGUUCACUCUAUGGAUACCUCGAGCGACUUGGUGUCGUCAACAAGGUGUCGUUCGACCUUGGCUAUGUCUACUGCGAGAACUUCUACUCGGGAAUAACCUUCCAAGUGCUGAUUCGCGAGGAUAACACUCGAUUCGAGUGCACUGCUGUCGGUGGUCGUUACGAUCAGACCAUUGCCAAGCUGAUUCCUCAACACAAUCUGACACUGAGAAAAUCGGAUGAAGCACCGGCGGUGCCAGUGGUCGGACUGUCGAUCGCACUCGACAAGAUCUACUCAAAGGAGCGCGAGUAUCAACACUACCAACGUGAGCAAGUCGCCAUUCAAAUACACAGCAAUCAAUCGCCACUCGCUCGUUUCAGUCAACCCGAUAUCUUUAUUUGUUCGAUGGGUAGUGCCAAUCUCUUUGGUGAGAAAGUCAGCAUCGUCUCUGAUCUAUGGCAAGCUGGAUUCCGAGUGGAAACAGUGUAUCGCGAAGACACCUCUGCAGAGGAACAAACAGAGCUUGCACUCAACAGUGGUGCUCCCUAUGUCGUUGUACUCAAAGAGAAAGGCAACAAAAAGAUGAUCAAAGUCAAGAAUAUCGAAAAAAAGAAAGAAGACGAUAUAUCAAGAGAGGAUCUCGUUAAAUUCUUAUCGGGUAUAGUAACCAGAUCAAAAGUUAAAUCAAGUAGUAGAUUCGAUGAUUAA